CGUGCGCAGACUGGCGCCGGCUUCCUUUUUGUCCCGCGGCCUCUUCGUUCCGGCUGCGGUGCGCGGGCGGAAAGUUUACGCGGACGGACUGUGCCGGCGAUGGGCGCGGGGCUGGCGGUUCCGAGAUGAAGUUGUAUCCGAGAACUCGGGAGGCGCUCCUCAGGGCAAGGGAAGUCAGGCUGGCAGAAACCUGAGGCUGUUUGUUUGCACUCUGACCGGGAACACUGGGAUCAUUUUCAUCAUGCCAACAGUGGUGGUAAUGGACGUAUCCCUUUCCAUGACCCGACCUGUGUCGAUCGAGGGGUCUGAAGAAUAUCAACGUAAGCACCUAGCAGCCCAUGGUUUGACGAUGCUGUUCGAGCACAUGGCCACAAAUUACAAGCUUGAGUUUACAGCUCUGGUGGUUUUUUCCUCACUUUGGGAGCUGAUGGUUCCCUUCACAAGAGAUUACAACACACUUCAGGAAGCACUAAGUAAUAUGGAUGAUUAUGAUAAAACCUGCUUGGAAUCUGCGUUAGUUGGUGUUUGCAAUAUCGUUCAGCAAGAAUGGGGUGGUGCAAUUCCUUGCCAGGUUGUUCUGGUGACAGAUGGCUGUCUUGGCAUUGGUAGAGGGUCACUGCGGCAUUCCCUAGCUACUCAUAGUCAACGAGGCGAGAGCAACAGGUUUCCGCUACCUUUUCCUUUCCCAUCUAAGUUAUACAUCAUGUGCAUGGCAAAUCUGGAGGAGCUUCAGAGUACUGAUUCCUUGGAUUGCCUUGAACGUCUCAUAGAUUUAAACAAUGGUGAAGGACAGAUUUUUACUAUUGAUGGCCCCCUGUGCUUGAAAAAUGUACAGUCUAUGUUUGGAAAACUGAUAGAUCUGGCGUAUACACCUUUCCACGCUGUUCUCAAGUGUGGCCACCUCACUGCUGAUGUGCAGGUCUUCCCCAGACCAGAGCCCUUUGUUGUAGAUGAGGAAAUCGAUCCCAUCCCUAAAGUCAUCAACACAGAUUUGGAAAUAGUGGGAUUUAUUGAUAUAGCUGAUAUUUCAAGUCCCCCAGUUCUAUCCAGACAUCUGGUCCUACCAAUAGCACUUAACAAAGAAGGUGAUGAGGUGGGUACUGGCAUAACUGAUGACAACGAAGAUGAAAAUUCAGCCAAUCAAAUUGCGGGCAAAAUACCCAACUUCUGUGUCCUGCUCCAUGGCAGCCUGAAAGUAGAAGGAAUGGUGGCAAUAGUUCAGUUAGGUCCUGAAUGGCAUGGAAUGCUCUACUCCCAAGCUGACAGCAAGAAGAAAUCAAACCUCAUGAUGUCUCUCUUUGAGCCUGGCCCAGAACCUCUCCCAUGGCUAGGGAAAAUGGCACAGUUGGGUCCUAUUUCAGAUGCUAAAGAAAAUCCUUACGGAGAGGAUGACAAUAAGAGCCCAUUUCCCCUGCAGCCCAAAAACAAACGCAGUUAUGCUCAGAAUGUGACCGUCUGGAUCAAACCCAGUGGCCUGCAGACAGAUGUACAGAAGAUUUUAAGAAAUGCAAGGAAACUACCUGAAAAAACACAGACAUUCUAUAAGGAGCUAAACCGUUUACGAAAGGCUGCCCUGGCAUUUGGUUUCCUGGACCUGCUUAAAGGAGUGGCUGACAUGCUGGAAAGGGAGUGCACGCUGCUGCCCGACACAGCGCACCCAGACGCCGCCUUCCAGCUGACCCACGCUGCCCAGCAACUCAAGCUAGCCAGCACUGGCACGUCUGAGUAUGCCGGCUACGAGCACAACAUCACGCCUUUGCAUACAGACUUCUCCGGGAGCAGCACUGAAAGAAUGUGAAACUGACUUUGGGAGCCUUCCUGCUUUCUUUCAUGACAGGUGAAAAGGAUUUAGGGUAAAAACUCCAGUUUGUUCACCUCUGCAAGAGCUCCCCUUCCCCCCAACACUUCCCUGAGGUUGCCUCGGAAGCACCACUUGCUGGGCUGUGCUGCUUGGGCUUUGACCUUGGUUUUCUGGAGCUGAGUCUGUAAGCCCCAAAAAACCACUGUUGCUCCCACAAUGGGCACACCUUCUGAGUAACUUAAAGGACUGAUAAAUACAGAGCUCUCCCCACUUCCUCCUAAUCAGCGGGGGUUCUCGGGCUAGCUAAAGGUACCUCUUCUCCUCUCCAACCGUAAGGACAUUUUCCAGCUUCUGUCCUUGGAAUGAGCAGCCCAGCCCAGACUGUCUGGGACUUGCUAAAUGUGAGUCCAACACCAUUAAGUUUCAGAACUGUCCUUAGAACUUGGGCAAAAACUUGAUGGUAACCCUCUGGUGAAGUAUGUCUUGAGAUACAGACUUAAACAGCAGCUAUAAAUGUAUAAAAUGAUUCCUACUUCAAGUUUUGGUUUGGUUUGGUUUUUUAAUGAAAAUAAAAUACUUGAUUUUCUAGAAAAUGGAUUCGUUGGGAAACUAAUGGGUCUUUGUCUUUUGGUCUGUCCUAUCACCUGGAUGUAAUUUCACCUUCCUAAGUGGCACAGAUUUCUUAAGUCCUGAGAGUUCUUGGGUUCCAUAUGGACUUAUUUCUGACACUGGUUAGGUCUCUGCCUCAGCCAGGUUCUACCCCGGUGGAUCUGACUGUUCUCUCAUCAGUAUGGUAUCAAUUCAUUCACUAGCUUCAGGACCUUAGGCAAGUCAGGUAACUUCUCCAAGCUUUCUGCCAUCAGUGCUUUUCAGAUUGCUCUGUGGACUCCAGAGGUUAACCCUCCUGCAGGCUUCACCCCAAGCAACCAUUUUCACACGCUGAAUUUAACAUUUCACCACGCAGUGCAGUAUAAUAUUUUGUCUGGACAGAUGACUUUAUCAUUAGCAACCUGAAAACCCAACAGACUAAAUGAUCUUUAAGCACAAGUUGUUAGGAUUUUGACUGUAAAUUUUUAAUAGAAAUACACCAUGUUUUGCUUUCUCAGAUAGCAAUAAAGGAGUUUAUAACAAUCACUAGGAAUACAGGCUUCUGCCACAAAGAUGCAGCAUAUACUGCAAAGCUGAUCUGUCCAAAUAAAGUCAGGUGAAAGAACAGAAGUUAACACAAACAAGUGUUGACAGAAGUUACAAACAUGCAAAAUAUCCUUCAGUGCAAUGAACUUAUUAAAAAAGAAAAAAAUCAGCCAGCCUAUGCUAAUCUGAUGUCUUUAGUAGGUCAAACCAAGUUUCCAUAUCGGGCUCAGAGAAACAGUGUAACUUACGGAGUCCCCUCUCACCCAAGAACAACAGAAAUGGCAGAACAGAAAGAGCUACCAUGUUCUUAAAUUCUUUUAUACAAGCAUUACUUCUAACACAUAUUUUAUUUGGUGAACCUGGAAUGUUUUAGAGGAAAACAAUGAUAUUUUUGACAAUGGUCAAACUUUACAAUGUCUCUACUUUUCUCAGUUCCUCUAUGGGUGGGUUUCCAGCCCGGAAGCUUUUUCAAGAUUCUCUAGCCAAAAUUCCCACUGUUUUCCCUCUCCAAGAGCUGACCAGUGAAACAACAAGAGAACAAAGGCAGGCAUUUCUGAGGUCAGUUCCACCAGCCAUUCUGACAGGUUUACAAGGAAAUGGACUUAGCCAGCACAGAAGAAGGAAGAGAGCCGUUUUAUGUACGUGCACAGGCUAGGACUGGUCUGCCUGCGCAUUUUUUCUGCUUCCUGUUUGCCACAGGCCACCCUUCCGGCAGCUGUCUCACUAACGGUUUGACCCUUCUGACACCUGUAGCCAUUUGGGUUUGGAACGCUUAUAAUCUCACUGUUUUCUAAACUAACGUUUCAUCUUUCUCUAGUGUUGAAGAUCAUUCUGAUUUAGCUAGGAAUGAAAUAAGUGAUCAUGGUGUUCCAAAGUUCUGCCUCUCGUUUCUCCCAGAUCAUUCUGUGCCUCCUGGGUGUGCACACAGGUAAGCACUGUCAUGACAGGUGGUGGUAGAAGCCAAAAGAUGCUCAGAAGUAAUGUGUUCUCUAGCCCCACUCAGACUCAAAUAUUUUAUCAGUGCCACCCCUCAGGGACAGAAUGUAUAAGGUCCUGCCUGAACAGUGCCUUUUUUUUUUCCUUCCUUUCUUUUACCCUCCAAGCAACAGCUGAAAUGAACAAAGGCCAGCUGUAAGAAUGGCCAGUAUCUGGCAGGGUUAGGGCACUGAAGUAGGACCUCUGGCCCGUGUGAAAGCGACUGAACAAGGAGUGCUUGGGGGUAGGGCUGUCUCUUGCUGUCAUUAAUGGAAUAUACAAGAACAAACCUGUCCUCAGAUAUCGGGAAUCCAUGUCAUGCAAGUACUACACUAAGAUAAUAACGGUAAAUUCAGGAAUGUUACGGGGAGAAGGGAAUAUAGCCUCACUGAGAAUUUAAUCAUUUAACUUUAAAAAAACUUUUACAUCAGUACAAGAAGGUAAAACUGUAAGAAUUAUAGAUUAGGCUCAAACUGGCAAGAAGUCUUCAAGAUCUUUUUAGUGGACCUUUUUCUUUUUUUGUCCGUAACGCCGCCUGCGCUGUUUAUAAAGGUGACGGAAAUUUAUGUACAACCCUGAAAAAGAACAAAGCCAAUGAGAAAAUGGAAUCUGUCUCUUUAUAACCAGAAGCUCUUGGGACAGGGACAAUUUCUAGAUGGCUGCUUGUCCUGUCCCAUGGCACGGUGCUUAAUGCAGGGUGCUCGGGAAUUACAAGUCUGGCCAAGUUCUCAACAGUGCAUUAGAGACCACUCUUUUUUCCCAGUGGGUUUACUGUUUUAUUUUCUCCCAUAUUCUAAUAUGAAAAUUUUCAAACCUAUAAAAAGUAAAAUAUUGUUCAGUGAACCAACACUUAGAUCUAAACUUAAACUUUUUCUUAUAUUCACUUUGUCACCUGCUCAUUCCCAUCUGAUUUUUGAGGUAUUUCACUAAGUUGCAGGAAUCCAUACUCUUCACCCCUAAACAUUUCAUUAAUUAGAGUUCAGUUUUCCUUCAUUCUUUCAAGGUAAGAUUUACAUAAAAAUGAAAUCCAUAAAUCUGAAGUAUAAAAACAACCCACAAUUUUUAAUUCAAGGCUACACAAUAACAUGCAUUAAGCAAUAGUCUAAAAGGUAUGGAACACUUUUCUGGGAAGUAAAUUAGAAAAUGCAGGAUUUCACAGGGAGAGGGUCAUGAGGCAGCCAUCUCCCUGGACUCCCAGCAUGCUACUGUCGUGCCCCGAGUGCCCAUUUGGGCCACCACCCAAAAGCUGUUGCUUUCCUGUGUCUGUUUCCUGCAGCCCUUCCCCAAGGGGGCCUCCUGGAAUUGCCCCAGUGACUGCUAGUAAAGCUUUGCCUGAAGUGCGAAAAAA
Messenger RNA from Mustela erminea (ermine), 5258 nucleotides. RefSeq names its product integrator complex subunit 14 (gene INTS14). Gene Ontology annotation, biological process: snRNA 3'-end processing. Lineage: Eukaryota; Metazoa; Chordata; Mammalia; Carnivora; Mustelidae. The transcript has 13 exons. Bases 242 to 1798 code for a protein of 518 amino acids. The record is from RefSeq and is a predicted model, not a curated record. Gene Ontology annotation, cellular component: integrator complex.